GCUAUCAUCAAUCUGCAGAUGCUGACUUAUCUCGACAUCAGUCGAAAUCUCCUGUCGGUUUUGCCAAAAUAUCUGUUCAACCUCCCCCUCAAAGUUCUGCUCGUGAGCAACAACAAGCUUGUGUCCAUCCCCGAGGAGAUCGGCAAGGCCAAAGAGUUGAUGGAACUGGAUGUGAGCUGUAAUGAGAUCCAGGUGCUGCCAGCUCAGGUGGGGAGGCUUCACGCCUUACGAGAACUCAACAUCAGGAAGAACUGUCUUCACAUGCUGCCUGAGGAGCUGGCUGACCUGCCCCUCAUCCGACUUGACUUCUCCUGCAAUAAGAUCACAGAGAUUCCUCCAGCCUAUAGGAAACUCAGGCAGCUGCAGCACAUCAUCCUAGACAACAAUCCUAUGCAGUCUCCACCCGCACAGAUUUGUCUCAAGGGCAAAGUGCACAUAUUCAAGUACCUGAACAUCCAGGCGUGUAGGAUGGACAAGAAACCAGACACCCUGGACCUCCCUUCCCUCGGCAAACGCUGCCUUCCACAGCCACUUACAGAUAGCAUGGAAGAUUUUUAUCCCAGUAAGAACCACGGGCCUGACUCUGGAAUUGGUAGUGACAAUGGUGACAAGAGGCUGUCUACAACAGAGCCUUCAGACGACGACACUGUCAGCCUGCACUCUCAGGUUUCAGAGACAGCCCGUGCUGAUGCCCUCUCACUCCUCUCCAAAAUGGACUCUUGCAAAGAUCAGGAUCUCUAUGACUUUAUAGAGCCCAACCCUGACGAGGAUCCUGCUCUGUCAGAGUGUGAUGGACAGCAGAGCAGCCAUGUGUCUUGUAUAAAGGAACUGGAGAAAGUUCUUAACAUGUCCCACCAAAGCAAAGAUAAAGACAGCUGGAAAGAGGAGUCAGGUUCUGACAAGGAGCAGCUGGUUGAGGAAGAGGAUGAUGAGCUGAAAGAAGUGCUGGAUCUGAGGAAGAUUGCUGUUCAGCUUUUGCAGCAGGAGCAGCAGAAUCGACGACGGUCCUUAAUUUGCAGAGCAGAGAGUCUUAUUCACCGACGGAGAGUGACCGGCCGGGCACACAGGUUCCUCAGUCACUCUGGAAGCUCCAGCAGCAAACCAAGGCCUCCGCCUCAGACCGCUCGAAGUGCUUCUCUGGAUGAAGGAAGUAGCGGAGCAACAGUGCUAAGUGGACAGCCUUCCUCUUCCUGCUCCUUUGACGGUAGCCUGAAGACAGAUCAGUCAGAUUCAGAGCCAAAAUGGCCUGAAGUCCCGCCUGUGCUCAAUCAGAAUGAAGACCGCAGGAGGAACAAGUACUUGAGAAAAGAUUAUCUAAAGUACAAGUGUCAGAGUGCCCGGAAAAACUCCAGUGGGAAUGACGACUGCGAGGAAGGCUUGCGCAACAGCGAUUUCAGCACCACUUUGACAGUGUUUGGUCUAAAGCCAAGAUCAGCCUUCACCAGAGGAAGCCGUCAGGAGUACAGCUCAACAGACCCCAGUUUCACUAUGAGGAGGAAGAUGGAGCACUUGAGAGAGGAAAUGGAACAGAUAGGACUCUUGCGGCAGAACAUCGAGUCCAGACUGAAGGUGUUGCUCCCAGACGAUGUUGGAGCUGCUCUAAUGGAUGGAGUCGUCCUUUGCCAUUUAGCCAAUCACAUUUGUCCUCGGUCUGUUGCCAGCAUCCAUGUGCCAUCGCCCGCAGUGCCAAAGCUUAGCAUGGCUAAAUGCCGUAGGAAUGUGGAGAACUUCUUGGAUGCCUGUAAGAAGCUGGGUGUUCCACAGGACAAGCUGUGUCUGCCCCAUCACAUCCUGGAAGAGCGCGGUCUGGUGAAGGUGGGUGUGACUGUCCAGGCUCUGCUGGACCUGCCCGCGUUGAAACCAACACAACUGUCAGCAGUUUGACGCAAGCCUGAAUGUUGCGUCCAACCUGCAG
This is a messenger RNA of Seriola dumerili (greater amberjack), 1915 nucleotides long. It is a transcript of the gene lrch2, whose product is annotated as leucine rich repeats and calponin homology domain containing 2. The transcript is spliced from 20 exons. Lineage: Eukaryota; Metazoa; Chordata; Actinopteri; Carangiformes; Carangidae. The record is from RefSeq and is a predicted model, not a curated record. Gene Ontology annotation, molecular function: protein binding. The coding region runs from base 19 to 1884 and encodes 621 amino acids.